AUGAAGAUCCUUUACCUGCUCUUUUCUGUCCUCCUCUUGGCACUUCAGGUUUCUCCAGGUUUCUCUUCACCCCGGAGGGACAUGUUGUUCUGUAGACAUGGGUCGUGUCACUUUGGAAGAUGUCCAUUCCAUUUGGUUAAGGUUGGAAGCUGCUUUGGGUUCCGCUCCUGCUGCAAACC
Molecule: messenger RNA, 179 nt
Organism: Merops nubicus (carmine bee-eater)
Lineage: Eukaryota; Metazoa; Chordata; Aves; Coraciiformes; Meropidae
Product: antimicrobial peptide THP2-like
Exons: 2
Biological process (GO): defense response
Cellular component (GO): extracellular region
Source: RefSeq, a predicted model, not a curated record